UCGCUAGGUUUGCCGAACCAAUCACCCUUAGGGGACACUUAAGAGAGAAACAGCAAAAUCCUUCUAAAAAAUUCUUCAAUCUUCUUCUCGAAGCUUCUCCAAUGGCGAUUACAUCUUCUAGAACCACCAGAUCAAACGGAUCUGCUCUCCGAUCCAAAUCACCGUCCGGUCGAUUCUGCGGCGUAUACUCAUCAUCAUCAUCUCCGUCGUCGUCAGGUUUCGCUUCUUCCACAAGCUCAAGUUUCUCGUCGCCGUCUACAGCGUUUUUCAGCAGCCACAAUCAAAACAACCACCACCAUAACCACCAACACAGAUCUGCAUCUCCGACGCGUGUGAAUCUAUUCACAUCAGCUCCGAUGACGCAAUCGUUUCGUUACUCGAUCGAUAACAGAUCUAUAUCACCGAAUCGAUCCAUUGCUGUUUCUUCCAAUAAACCUAGUAAUCAUCAUAAGAUUCCAGAUUCGAGAAGGAGAUGUAUGUGUUCUCCGACGACGCAUCCUGGUUCUUUCCGAUGUAGUCUACACAAGAACGUCGCGAAUCCACACGGUCAAGGUACAGGAACGUAUCCGACGAAUAGUUUGAAUAUGCGUAGAUCUGCGAUGACGAAUUCGCUUGUGAGAAUCGGUGGUGUUGAAGGUGAAUGGGUGAGAAGAGCUUUGACUACGUUGAUUAGACCAUCGUCACAUCAACUCAAGAGAAGAUCUGCUUAUGAGCCUCGUCGUAGCAGACUCGCGUCUAUGUCGAAAGCAGAAGAUCUUUGAAUCUUUCAGGUUUGUUCUUGUUUUUGAAAUCGGCCACAGGAAAAAAAAAAUACUCAGAUCUGCCAUGGAAGGAGUGAAAUUCGGAGCUGAGUCAUACCGGACCGAGUGAAAUUCGGAGCUGAGUUAAACCGGACCGAGUUAUGUAAACGGUGACCAAGACGACACCGUUUUUGUUUUGUUGGGUGGGAGAUGAGAUGAUGAUGAUGAUGAUGCAUUGUACAUACACAUAUUUGCUUAUUGAAGCAGAGAAAAAUAUUUCGCAAGUCGAAAGUAUCUAGAAAUCUAAAAUUGGAAAACAGUAGUGACAAAUUGGGUAAUUAAAAUCUGGAAAAGGACUUAGUAGUAAAUUUUUUUGGAUCCAAUUUUGCAAUUCUCUCCAUCGUUCGUUGCCUUCACCGUUAGUUUGUUCCGUCAAGUCAACGUUCUCCAUUCGCCGUUGACCCGUUCCGUUUGCCGUUAACCGUCGUCGUGUGUUAUGUGUGUUCCGUUAAUAUUCCCCAGGUAUGUGUUGUUCGUCGUGUCAGGUUUCGUACAAUGAGGAGAAGAAGAUUACUUAGUUUAACCGUUACGUUCAACUUUGGAAUAUUUUGGGGACUUUUGUGGACUAUGGCAAAAAAAAUGAAAUUGGACUAAAGAGAAGAAUCAAAUAUUUGAAAGAUUUUGAUUCGUGAAAAAAUUAAUUUUGGAGCUAAAGAAUGUGAAAGAUUCAAAGGAAUCAGAUUUUUCCUAAA
Molecule: messenger RNA, 1492 nt
Organism: Arabidopsis lyrata subsp. lyrata
Lineage: Eukaryota; Viridiplantae; Streptophyta; Magnoliopsida; Brassicales; Brassicaceae
Product: putative protein TPRXL
Exons: 2
Coding region: 102-761 (219 amino acids)
Source: RefSeq, a predicted model, not a curated record